UGAAUGUUGUAUCAUUUUGCCUUCAGUUAUUUUCUCUAGUAGCUUGCACAUUUUUCCUUAUGGACAGGGGGGUGACGGUGGACUCAAGCCGUAUAGAACGGUGGCAGCUCAGACCCGGCGAUCACAUCUACGCCUGGUUUUAUAAAAGAAUCAUUCCCUACGCUCAUCAUGGAAUCUACGAAAGCAACGGCAAGGUGAUCAACUUCAUCAACGAUGCGGAGUCUGCUUCCUCUGGCUUUUCGGCGUUGUCGUCGUCGUCGUCCUCCUCCUCCUCGUCCUCCUCUUUUCCGUUCUGCUCGAAGUGCCGUGACAAUAUGCGUGCAGGCGGUGUUGUCAAGUGCUGCCUUGACUGCUUCCUAGAAGGAAAUAAUCUUCACCUCUUCGCCUACUCGGUGCCUGAGUGGUUCUAUAAUCUGACCAUUAUUGGUCGAGUUCAAGACACCUGCUCCAUGGUACCUGAAGAGCACCCCGACAAGGUCUUGUACGUGGCCAACGACCUGCUUGACCACGGCGACUUCGGCACUUAUGACCUUGUGCACAAUAACUGCUUCCACUUUGCCUUUUACUGCAAAACAGGACGCGGUUAUGUAUAUCGUUUACAACCAGAGGCGCUUGUUGACCCCUCGACGUCUCCCCCAAGGGCAUGUACAAUCAUGUAGAGAUACUUAUAGACAUACGGCUCUUGUCUUUUUUUUUCGAGGGGUCCAUACGGCUCUUGUCAUAUCAUAUAUAUAGAAAAUAUAAAGGUCUGCCAGGCUUUUCCAUC
This is a messenger RNA of Panicum virgatum (switchgrass), 766 nucleotides long. RefSeq names its product protein LEAD-SENSITIVE 1-like. NCBI's taxonomy places the organism in Eukaryota, Viridiplantae, Streptophyta, Magnoliopsida, Poales, Poaceae. The record is from RefSeq and is a predicted model, not a curated record. The coding region runs from base 60 to 659 and encodes 199 amino acids. The transcript is spliced from 2 exons.